Molecule: messenger RNA, 970 nt
Organism: Gastrolobium bilobum
Lineage: Eukaryota; Viridiplantae; Streptophyta; Magnoliopsida; Fabales; Fabaceae
Exons: 4
Coding region: 148-615 (155 amino acids)
Biological process (GO): intracellular sterol transport
Molecular function (GO): sterol binding
Source: RefSeq, a predicted model, not a curated record
AAUAAGAGAUUUACGGGUGAAUCCCAGGUAGAGAUGACCCCACAGAUAUGAAUGCACGGGAUCAUUGGAGCAACCAAAUGCUAAGAGGCUAAGAGCUAUGCUUCCUUGUUCCGGCUUCCAUAAACCUUUCCCUACUUCACAAUUCACAUGGAGUUUCAGUUUCAUCCAAAGCUCCACCUUCUUUUAUGCUUAUUCAUCCUCUUCCUUUCAUUUUUUCAAGCUCAACCUACUAGCUUCAGAUACUGCGAUGAUGUAAACUAUGCUGUGAAGGUGUCUGGAGUUGAAAUAACACCAGACCCUGUUGUGCGUGCAAGGCCAGCUACGUUUAAGAUCUCCUCUGCUACUCGUGAAGCUAUUUCUGGUGGGAAGUGGGUAAUUACGGUUGCAUACAUUGGAGUGGUUGUCCAUAAAGAAACCCAUGAUCUUUGUGAGCAAGUGUCCUGUCCUGUUGCAACUGGCAAUUUUGUGGUUGCUAACACCCAAAAAUUGCCUGCAUUUGCUCCACCGGGCACCUACACUAUGAAGAUGACACUAAAGAAUGAGAACAACGAACCAUUAACUUGCAUCACCUUUAAAUUCAAAAUCGUUUUUGGAUCUUCUGUGUCUGAUAUCUGAAGUAGCCAUCACACUAUCGGUAUAGGUAGGUUGCUACUUUAGCUUUGCAUCGGUGGGAACUAUCUGUCAGUAGAAGCAAACAAGGAAUGCAAGAGUCACGGCCAUUAUUGUCUAAUUUUCUUUUAAAGGAUGAACGGUCAUAUGAAUGUCAACGACAUAAGUUAGAACAACAUAUGAUGUUGUAUAAUUGGCCUAUGACAGCAAAUCUUUGUUUUAUGUAUUUAUUCUAUUAACCUAAUUAUUUCUUUCAGCAAGUCAGGUUUCUCGCGUAUUUCCAUGACCCAGGCAGAAAAAAAGACUCAUACCUGUAUAGGAUUAACUUGAGUGGAGCGGUUUAAUAAUUAUCUAGUUCUGG